Molecule: messenger RNA, 1928 nt
Organism: Impatiens glandulifera
Lineage: Eukaryota; Viridiplantae; Streptophyta; Magnoliopsida; Ericales; Balsaminaceae
Product: T-complex protein 1 subunit theta-like
Exons: 13
Coding region: 85-1722 (545 amino acids)
Biological process (GO): protein folding
Cellular component (GO): chaperonin-containing T-complex
Molecular function (GO): ATP-dependent protein folding chaperone; ATP hydrolysis activity; ATP binding
Source: RefSeq, a predicted model, not a curated record
CUCGCUUUCAAGAAAGCUGUGAUUUUUACUUGACGAGGGUUUCUCCUAGUUCUGUAUCUCCAUUGAUAUAGAAGGGGCAAGGAAAUGGGGUACCCCAUGCAGCCUUAUGGAGUUCAGUCAAUGCUCAAGGAAGGGCACAAGAUCCUCUCUGGACUAGAUGAAGCGGUUAUCAAGAAUAUCGAUGCCUGCAAUCAGCUUUCCACCAUCACUAGAACUUCACUCGGCCCGAAUGGCAUGAACAAGAUGGUUAUCAACCAUUUAGACAAGCUUUUUGUGACAAAUGAUGCGGCUACCAUUGUCAAUGAGCUUGAGGUUCAGCAUCCUGCUGCCAAGAUUUUAGUUUUAGCAGGUAAGUCUCAACAAGAGGAAAUUGGAGAUGGUGCAAACCUUACUGUUUCUUUUGCGGGGGAGCUGCUUCAUGGUGCAGAAGAACUUAUUCGGAUGGGAUUGCAUCCAAGUGAGAUCAUCACUGGGUAUACAAAAGCGAUUAAUAAGACAGUUGAAAUCUUGGAUGAUCUCGUUGAGGAAGGAUCUGAAGUGAUGGACGUAAGGAAUAAGGACGAAGUUAUUAGAAGAAUGAAAGCUGCUGUUGCAAGUAAGCAAUUUGGACUAGAGGAAGUACUAUGUUCUUUAGCUGCUGAUGCAUGCAUACAAGUCUGCCCCCAAAAUCCUGCCAACUUUAACGUGGAUAAUGUCAGAGUGGCAAAACUCUCGGGUGGAGGUUUGAACAAUUCGACUAUAGUUCGCGGUAUGGUUUUGAAGAACGAUGCUGUUGGGACUAUAAAGAGAGUGGAAAAAGCAAAGGUUGCUGUUUUUGUUGGUGGGGUUGAUACAUUGGCAACAGAAACCAAGGGAACGGUCCUUAUUCAUAGUGCAGAGCAGCUAGAAAAUUAUGCAAAAACUGAAGAAGCUAAAGUGGAGGAUCUAAUCAAAGGAGUUGCUGAGUCAGGUGCCAAGGUUAUUGUUAGUGGAUCGGCCGUUGGUGAGAUGGCACUUCACUUCUGUGAGCGUUACAAACUUAUGGUACUGAAAAUCAGCUCCAAAUUUGAACUAAGACGGUUUUGCAGAACUACUGGUUCUGUUGCUCUUUUGAAGCUUGGUCAGCCAAAUCCUGAUGACCUUGGUUAUGUGGAUUCUGUAUCAGUGGAGGAAAUUGGUGGAGCUAGGGUCACCAUAGUGAGAAAUGAAGAAGGUGGAAACUGUGUCUCAACUGUGGUUUUGCGUGGAAGUACUGAUAGCAUAUUAGAUGAUCUGGAAAGAGCAAUUGAUGACGGUGUCAACACAUUCAAGGCAAUGUGCAAGAAUAGCCGUAUGGUACCUGGAGCAGCGGCUACAGAAAUUGAAUUAGCUAAAAGAUUAAAGGAGUUCUCAUUCAAAGAGACCGGACUUGACCAAUAUGCUAUUUCAAAAUUUGCGGAGUGUUUUGAGAUGGUGCCUAAAAUUUUGGCUGACAAUGCUGGUUUGAAUGCUAUGGAGAUUAUUUCCUCUUUGUACGCUGAACAUGCAUCUGGGAAUACCAAAGUGGGCAUCGACUUGGAGGAAGGUUUAUGCAAGGACAUCUCUACAGCAAAUAUUUGGGACCUUUAUGUGACUAAGUUAUUUGCUCUAAAAUAUGCUGCAAAUGCUGCUUGCACUGUUUUACGAGUAGACCAGAUUAUUAUGGCAAAACCUGCGGGUGGCCCAAAGAGAGGAGAUCAGCCUGCUGGAAUGGAUGAAGACUGAUUUCUUUUCUUGGAGCAAGUUGAGGUUUGUGGUUCUGCUUAUUAUUCACAUUGCUACAUAUCUAUGGAAGCUUGGGUUUUCUUCAUAUCUAUAUCAUCAUCCCUUCUGCCAAUUAAUUGUUACCCUAUUGUUAUAUAGUUUUGUCUGCUGCUUUUGGUGAUCCAGAAUUCUGUCACUCGGUUUUGGGAUGCCAACGAGGAAGACAG